GAGAGGAGAGGAGAGAGAGAGAUAGAGACAACCGCGUCACCCCACUACCCAGCGAGGACUAAACUUCUGGCCAGAAAUGAGGUGAGAUAUAAGGGUCCAAGACAACAACAAAAAGAUGGGCGCGGCAGAGGAAAAGGGAAAACUGACUUUUAUUGUAGCACAUAAUAUUUGUGUGUAUGGGAAGUGAACACAUUAUCUGUCGAAAGCUUUUAGAGAUGCGAUUACACAGAUGCGACGAGGAUCAAAUGCAUGCGAGCUGCAUCCAACAUAAAUCAUGGAUACAUCUCUCGUGAUGUAAAGUCAGAGUCGGAUCAUUACUUUAUAAAUAUAAAAAAGACACACAAAAAAGUCGGAAAGGGCUCCCUCCUCCAUGUGAUCCCUAUCGGUGUGACAGAAACAACAAAGGGACGCGGACCACACUCGCAUCAGGACCACAGGCGGACACCAGCCCAGACACAGCCCUGAGCACAAUAGCGGGGAGGGGAGGGCUUCUGCUGCUUCUGCAAACAUGCAGCAAGUCUUCGUGUAAUUACAUUUACUCUUGGCGUUUCUGGGCUGCAACAGUCGGGAGUCUUUUUUCUUCUUCUUCUUCUGUCAGUUCUGGCAGGUCUUCACCAAACGCGAGCGUCUUAGAAACGAAGCCGAUCGAUUUGAGGACGUCCACGUCCAGGCUGAGACGGAGCAAGUGUUUACAACAUGUGUGUUGUGAUUGGAUGUUUUCAUCCAGAGGAAUGCCGUGAAGUGAUCGCGUGUGUUUGUGCCUUGCAGUUGAAUGGGGAGAGGCGAGAGACGAGCGCUGCCCAGCAUUAACUGAAGGGAACCGAGCGCUCCAGUGGUGUGGACUGAAAGAGGACGGCGAGGGGAGAAAGACCUGCGGUGAUCCUAGAAGUCUCUCAAAGGGCCCUCUCCAUGGAUAUAGACACAGACUAUGAGCGGCCCAAUGUGGAAACUAUUAAAUGUGUGGUGGUGGGGGAUAAUGCAGUAGGCAAGACCAGACUCAUCUGUGCCCGGGCCUGCAAUGCCACCCUCACACAGUAUCAGCUGCUUGCCACUCACGUGCCAACCGUCUGGGCCAUCGACCAGUACCGCGUAUGUCAGGAGGUGCUAGAGAGAUCUCGUGACGUAGUGGAUGAGGUCAGUGUGUCCCUGAGGCUGUGGGACACGUUCGGGGAUCAUCACAAAGACAGGCGAUUUGCCUAUGGCAGGUCUGACGUAGUGGUGCUAUGCUUCUCACUGGCUAAUCCCAAUUCCCUGCGCCACGUACGCACCAUGUGGUUUACGGAAAUCAAGCACUUUUGUCCCCGGACACCCAUCAUUCUGGUUGGCUGCCAGCUGGACCUGCGCUAUGCCGACCUCGAUGCAGUUAACCGUGCACGGCGACCCCUAGCCAAACCAAUCAAACCUACCGAUAUCCUUCCCCCAGAGAGAGGCCACGAAGUGGCAAAGGAACUUGGGAUUCCCUACUUUGAGACCAGCAUUGUCGCCCAGUUUGGAGUCAAAGAUGUCUUCGACAAUGCCAUACGAGCCGCCCUCAUCUCCCGUCGUCACUUGCAGUUCUGGAAAUCCCACCUGAAAAGGGUCCAGAGGCCCCUUCUCCAGGCACCCUUCCUGCCUCCUCGUCCACCUCGCCCCAUCGUGGGCAUUCCAGACCCGCCUCCCACAGAUGGCGACGGCCCCGAUUCCCUUUUCUGCCAGCCACUGUGCACAGACGUUCUUUUCCUCCUGCACGGUGGGGCCACUCCCGUGUUUGCACACAAAGUAUAUCUGGCAACAUCCUGCUCUAAGUUCUAUGACCUCUUCACCCUUGAUAUUGGUGGAUUAUGCAUGGGGCCCUGGGGGCUGGAGCAGAAGAGCAAGGAGAACUUGGAGAUGGGCGAGGAAGAUGAGCAGAGCAGGAGAGGAGCCAAAGAGCAAGCCGGGCGCACCAAGAGCCUGGACAUUGAUGAAGACGGGGUGGAUGGAGGAGUGCAGGGACUGAAUCGACCCCAGCUGCUCCAGCAGGGUUCUUUGAGGACUUCCCAGAGUGAUAAUACGCUCCCCUCUCGAGCCCACGACUCCCUGGGAGCACUGGGGACUGGCCGAGCGCUUUCAGGAUGGGGAAGGGGGUUCCUGAGUGUGUGUCUGGAGCUUGUUGACGAUCCCAUGAUGGGACGACCCCGACUCGUGACUGUCGUUGCCAUGGAUGCGCUUAUACAGGAAGAACCAUUUAAGGCAGUGCUUCAGUACCUGUACACGGGCAGCCUGGACGAGAGCCGAGGGGAUCUGAUGCAGGUGGCCACCAUCGCUGAGCUGCUGGAGGUGUUUGACCUGCGGAUGAUGGUGGCCAAUAUUCUCAACAGAGAGAGUUUCAUGAACCAGGAGAUCACCAAGGCUUUCCACGUCCGCAGGGCCAACCGCAUCAAGGAGUGUCUCAAUAAAGGCAGCUUUGCUGAUGUGGUGUUUCGACUGGACGACGGCUGCCUCCCGGCCCACAAGCCCCUGCUCAUCUCCAGCUGCAGCUGGAUGGCCGCCAUGUUCCGAGGCUCUUUCAUGGAAAGCUACAUUGAGGAGGUAUCCAUUCCCAACACCAGCGCAGCCUGUAUGCGCGGGGUGUUGGAGUUCCUGUACUGCGGUCUGCUGACACCCUCUCCUGGUCUGGAGCCCAUUGAACUUAUUAUCCUCUCCAACCGUCUGUGUUUGCCACGCCUGGUCGCCCUCACAGAGCAGCAUGCGGUGGAUGAGCUUCUCCAGUUGUCAGCAAAAGGAGGAGACAUUGACGGACAAGUGUUGGCUUACCUCGAGCUCGCACAGUUCCACAAUGCCAAGCAACUAUCAGCUUGGUGUCUUCAUCACAUCUGCACUAAUUAUAAUAGCAUCUGCCGCAAGUUUCCCAAAGACAUGAAGGUCAUGUCAGCAGACAACCAGAAGCACUUUGAGAAGCAGCGCUGGCCUCCUGUGUGGUUCCUGAAAGAGGAGGACCGCUAUCUGCGCUCACAGAAGGAGCGUGAGCGUGAGGAGGAGAUCUUGCGCAAGCAGCACACCAAACAGGGUUGGUGUUUCUGGAGGCACCCCUCGUCCUCUCCGCACGUUUCCUAGAGGGUUUCCACCAUUUGCAUCUUCAUCCAGACCUGGGUCUAUCCAGGAUAACUAAUCAAUGCCCCUCCCCAGGCCCCACCCUCGACUCAUACAGUGGAGGUCGAUAUUGAACCCUCUGUCAUCAGUAGAUAAGUAGUGCUACUGUGCCUGAAUGUCAGCAUGUUUGAGGGAAUGUAUGUGCCUCUUUAUAAUUGCGGGGGACUUCAUGAGUGCAUUGUCGUAUGCUUCUCUGACAAGUGUGUACUUAACUGAAGGUUCUGUGCAUAGAUGUGCGAGUGUAUGUUUGCAGUUGGCAUGACUGAUUGAUGCUUUUGACUCGAGUCCUCCAGAUGCCCUGAUCUAUAAGGGCCUGUGCAGCCGCUUGUCCCCGACACAAGAGCUCUGUCCCUGCACCAGCACUCCCAGUGUCCCAGCCUUUGAGUGAUUGGACUGGGAGCAAGGGCUCUCUAUUUAUCUCAGUCUCAUUCCUUCACAUUGACCUUAAGACUCUUUCUCAUUGACCACUGCAGCUCCUCUCGGGGAGCUCACCUCUGCCUUCACCUCUACGUAGACUGUUAGUUUGCACACAGACUGGUGCAAAAGAUCCACCCCUCUAAAGCCAGCACUGGAUUCCCAGGAACCUGACUACUACCAGGACGUGUCGAGAACCGUGAUGCCAUUGCAACGACGGGACUGCUCAAGAGCCCAGGUUUGGGUGAAAGGGCAACCAAUUGUUAGCAAGGUGGUGUCGUCUAGUCAGAAGGCUCGAUCUUUUAGCCUCCAGUCUAGUCCUGAAGUGGCCCUUGGUGUCCAUCAUCAACCCCUGCUCUUCCAACCCCCUUCUCCUGCACACCACACGUGCAUAAAAAGCAUAAGACAAGCUCUCCUUGAUGCACCUCAGAGACUUUCAGAGUGACCACUCUAUAGCAAUGAUGGGGCUAAAGAGGGCUAGCCUUACUUGAUACCUCUGCCAUUGAGGACUGAUGGAUGCGGCAUUAAACAAAUGCGCUUGUUACUUCGUCCACGACCACUUGGUUGCGUCAAAGCACCUCCGCCAGCCUGCCUUUACACCCCUACACCACUAGGGGCAGCACUGCUCAGGGCCCUGGCACUAACCUUCACACUAAGUAACAUUAGUUUUUGUGCCUGUGAUUGCUUCACUCAAGUUUCAGUUAUGAAGAUCAGUAUAAGUCCUUACAGUGUUAUGAGAAAGGUGAAGCACAGCGUUUUAGUGCUUUUAGAAACAGACGGAUGGAUCUUCACCUGUACUGGAUACCAAAGCUGUGAUUAUUUUGAUCUUUCUUCCUCACUUUCUCAAUUUCUGCUUCCUUGCUUCUUUUGGAAAGAGGGCAUUGAGGAAAAAAGAGAACGUGGCUCGUGGGAUAAGUAGGCAGUAUGAUGAGGGAUUUGAACCCCUGCUCCUGGUGGUGUCCGUGCUGUCAGAAAAAUACGGCUGUCAAUGCUGGACGUUGCCUUCCAUUUCUCCUGAUGGAAUUGAAAAUGGUGCUUGAGUCACAAUGAGAGUGUCCACAUGAACACACAGACACACACUAAGAGUCUGUCUAGCUGUUACGUGUUUACCUGCAAUGAACGGGCAGAAUACUCAUGAUGGUAUUCAAGUGACGAAUUUGUUGAACUCAAAUUAUUUUGCUCUGUCUGUAAAAGGUAAUAAAUAGGUCACUGAUUUUAAUAUGUGUAGAUUUAUGCCUUUACAAACAGUGGUUACAACUUUGAAAUGUCUGGAACUGCUUUUGAAUUAAAAAAAACAGUGUGAUCUGUUUUGCCUCCUUGGAAACCAGGAAAAUUAUAUUCCCUUGGAUUAAAUUUGCGUUGUUGUCUCAAAGGAACGGCAUAUGAGAGCAAAUAAGAUUUUCUCGUUAAGAGUGCUAAUUUCUUGGAGCUUUAGCACUGAAUGUGAAAACGAGACCUUGUGGGGGAUUUGCACAUCAUUCUAUUUGAGGCUUUGCGCCCCUUAGCUUUACCUAAAUCCAACAAUAGGAGAUGGAUGGAUCGCGUGAGACGCGUUGUGCGUUCUGCCGUUCUCAGUGGAAGGCGCGUUAAAGUAAUUGUCGGCUACCGAAAUAGAAGUCAGACAGGAUAUCACGAGACCCAAGUGAGAAUUGAGCUGAUUCCUCCGUCGGCAUUAGAUGCAACCUACACCAUGUGGAAUUACUUUGGAUAUUUCAAACUCAUCCCUGUGCAGAGCUUUGGGAAUUUAGAAAUAAAACCUACAGAGGAAAAAGUUGGGAGACAGUUUUUGAUGGCUAUCCAUGGCCUCCUUUUGGUUCCCCAUAGAAGGGAUGGCUAUUAACAUUUGUCUUAUUGAUGACCCAUUAAGCCUCUUAUCUUGGUCUGUGUGCCUUAUAGUUGGAUAAAACUAAAAACCAGCCACAUGGUAGUUCCAACCUGCAGACAGGUUCUGCAGUGGUGGACAUGAUACAGUUAGAAUGCUCUGGUUGGUUGCUUUAUGCACUCUAAGCCCUUAUCCUUCUUGAGGGGACUCCUGUUGAGAAUCGUAAGGCCUGUGGCUUGUUUUGAAGCAGACUUAAAUUAAACUUCUUUUAGAGUCUCGAACAGUAGAUUGGUCAAAACCUAUGGCUUUGAUCAGUAUGUUUUUUUAAACUGGUAAUUAUUUCUAUGUAGAAGGACUCUCUACUCACCAGGUGAUUGAGAGGAAGCGAUUCAAUUGAGUAGCAGGUUGAUUACUGUAUGGAAACUUUAAAGUCACGGACUUUGAGAAAGCAAAGCUUUUUAAUGAGCACUGGCUGGCCUGUGUGCUGGAGGAGUACAACCACUUUUGUAAUGUGGUUAAUUUGCAUGGUGACCUCACUUGUUAGAAUAUCGAAUGCACUUUCUUCCUUUUUUUGGAUCUACGACUAUACCUUUCUGUGCUUAGCAUGAAUUGCUCCUUAUAUAACAUUCAUUUUGUAAACCUGAUGAUUGUAGCAUGAUAUUUCCACUUCUUCAGAAUUUCCCACAACUUGCUCAGCGAGUAGCUGAAUUACAUAACUUGUUCAGCUUCUUGGUUAACGUCUAGCUCUGAACCACUCAGCAGCUCUCGUCCUGCUUUGUGGCUUAAUGCACAACGUUUACGAAGUAAGCUCGGCACAGCUCAAGGUAGCACCAGUAAUUAAACAUUAUUAAAUGAAAUGCCUCGGUAUUUGCUUUAAAAAGAAAAAAGCAGAGGAUCUGUUGAUGCUGUUACGGUAGUUACUCCAAUAAAUCUUAUUCUUGUGACUUAAGAUAUUGGGCGUUAAAUUGAAAAUCCAUAAAAAGCUAAAUUUCAAUCAAGAUCAAGUAUUGUAAUGCUCAUUUUCAAGAAUGUCCUUAAUGGUUGAAAGCCAAAUGUAAUGUUUGUGUUAAGCCCUGUGUGUAUUGACAUGUGUCUGGAGCUCAGAGAGGUUUCUGUAUACAGCAGUGCUCCUUCACCUUUGGGUCGGGACCCUAUCGGGGUCACUUGGUAUGCAAAAUUGAAUUUUAAACUCAAAUGACCAUAUUUAAUAAAUGAAACAUGUUAUGUUUAAAAUAUAUAUUGCUACAACAUUUAUUUGGAUAUUUUAACUUCCAGUUAAUGACAGCUUGAGUAUUCGAUAAUCAUUGGUGUGAAUUCAGAGUUGUGGGUAAAAUAAAUGGAGUCAAAAGGGGGAGGGGCCGAGAAGCAACAUUUUAAACUUAGCUCAAUAUUUUCUCCCCACUGACUCCUACUGGCCAAAGUCACUUUAUGCUGUAGAGUUGUGUUCUUCAUCAGGCUCGUCUUGUCCUAUCUGAACACGUCCUUUUUACUGUAACAUUCUCCUUAUUUAUCUUAGGGGGAGCACAUAUGUUUAAUUAGAGAGCUUUCUUUAAUGCACAGUAUCUUAGUUACUGGCUAUUUAGGUCACAGUGCGAACUUCCAAUGAUAACACAGAUAUGGAGCUUUACAAGUUCAGUAUGUAAUAUCUUCGAUACUAAAGCUGCUUUAAUUAGAAAUGACCAAGAAACCCAGAAAACCAGCAGUUUUGAACAAAUGUUUUUGCACACAUUCAGAUGCCUGCACUUUCUAUUAUGUAGCCUAAUACAACUUUUGUAAUACAUAUUUUCUUUAUAUUUAACAGUUUUCUUAAUGAAAAUGUAAAUAUCUUAUUACUUUUCCACUUUCUUGUGAUCCGUUUCUCUCUAAGCCAAAUUCAAAAGUAUAACCUAUUGCUUCCACUAUUUAGCUGCAAUGUACUAUGUUGAAAUCAUGCAUGAAGUCAGUUUAUUCUAGUUUGGGGAACUGGUUGGAAUAAUGGCAUAUGUUUGCUGUGACAACUAUAUCAAUAUAUAUAUAUAUAUAUAUAUGUAAAUAUAUAUAAAUAUGUAAAUAUAUAAAUAUAUAUGUAUGUAUAUAUAUAUGUACAUAUAUAUGUGUAUAUAUAUAUGUACAUAUAUAUAUGUAUAUGUGUAAAUAUAUAUUACGCUUUAAUGAAUAUAGUUGUUAUCCAAAGUACAGUACAGUGUUAUAAAUCUGGAUUGAACCUGUUCACAAUACUGUAUCUACAGUGUUUAUUAAUUUGGUGUAUAAAUGGGAUUUAAUGGGCGGAGAGGCCCAGGACGGGGAUAGUGUUGAUAUAGAAAUACAUGGUGUGAUUAGCCCCUGGUUUAUACUGUCAUUUUUAAGUGGAUCGUAUAUCCUUUAUAUUUUCGUUAUGUUUGUUUCCAUUGACUCAUGAGUUUUAUUAACAUUUACUGCUCAUGUUAUGUUGUGUAUUACAAAAAAGGCAAAAGAAAGAGUCCACCACACUCACCAUCUAUUAAGGGCUUUCAAGAAAAUAUACCACAAUCAGAAUGUUUUGCUCUUUUUGCGAAAAUGUUUUGAAACUAAAAAUGUAUAAGAUUUUUUUAACCACUGUGAUUUGUACAACAUUUGAAGUAGUUUUUUCUCCUUUUUUGCCAUUUCAGUAUUUUGAUGUUUGACAUGGAUUUUAUUAAAAAUGUAAAUCUUUUAAACUUG
Messenger RNA from Pseudoliparis swirei, 8026 nucleotides. RefSeq names its product Rho related BTB domain containing 4 (gene rhobtb4). Gene Ontology annotation, biological process: small GTPase-mediated signal transduction. The transcript is spliced from 11 exons. Lineage: Eukaryota; Metazoa; Chordata; Actinopteri; Perciformes; Liparidae. The record is from RefSeq and is a predicted model, not a curated record. Gene Ontology annotation, molecular function: GTP binding; GTPase activity; protein binding. The coding region runs from base 910 to 3075 and encodes 721 amino acids.